Molecule: messenger RNA, 1548 nt
Organism: Hyposmocoma kahamanoa
Lineage: Eukaryota; Metazoa; Arthropoda; Insecta; Lepidoptera; Cosmopterigidae
Product: putative nuclease HARBI1
Exons: 6
Coding region: 314-1396 (360 amino acids)
Source: RefSeq, a predicted model, not a curated record
GGUUCCUAUAUUCAGAAAACGAUCCGUUUUGCUUACCAUCGGUACUCUUCUUAACCAGGCGUAAGUCAAAACCGUUUCUGUAAAAAACGUUUCGUAAGCUAUGUUACCAGUGACUCGCUACCUACGGAUGGGAGGACCACAAACAACGAAUAGUUAAGAUAAAGUAUGGGGAUGACAGUUCAUAGUGUUUCUAUAUUAUUUUUGAAACGUCAACGAACUGUCAAAGCUACUUGUCGUUAAACAUUUUGUUACCGCCCAAAUUGCGUCGGUUGCGUGGUAGUAUUCUCCAAAUUUUGUUUAUUAAUUAAUUGCAAUGUCUAGUUCAGACAGUUUAAGUGACCUAGAAGGCUUAUCCGACUGGAGUACUUCGGAUUCAGACGAAGAAAGUAAUCGUAGGAGUUAUAAAGUGAGAGUGGACCAUUUUAACACUUUAGAUUUUUAUGAAUUCCAAGUAAGGUUUCGACUGGAUAAAACAUCAGUGCAACAGUUACUAGAUGAAAUAUAUCCUUAUUUAACAGUGAAGAGCACCAGAAAUCACGGCAUCAAGCCUCUUCACCAGCUCCUACUGACUCUAAGGUUUUAUGCAUUAGGCACGAUGCUUUUGUCGGUGGCUGACUUUGCUGGUGUAUCUAAGGCAUCGGCGUGCCGUAUAGUGUACGAUGUUAGUUGUGCUAUUGCACAAUUGUAUAACAAGUACAUAUAUAUGCAAACUAACACUGAGCAAGAUUUUUAUGAAAUUGCAAGAUUUCCUCGGGUUCUUGGUGCACUUGAUGGCACACAUAUUAGAAUACAAUCUCCUUGCUCACACACUGGGGAAGAAUUUCGGAAUCGAAAAGGCUACUUUUCAUUAAAUGUACAAGCUGUAUGUAAUGCCAAGUUAUUAUUUAUGAAUGUUGUAGCCCGUUGGCCUGGUUCAGCUCAUGAUGCCACCAUAUUUAAUAAUUCUGAACUUCGAGCUCAGUGCGAAAGUGGAUUGUACGGCACCAAAUGGCUGCUUGCAGAUAGUGCAUACCCUCUGAAGCCAUACCUAUUAACACCUUUAUUGAACCCUCAAAGUAGAGGUGAACAGCUUUACAAUGUAGCUCACAUUAGAACAAGAAAUUGUAUUGAAAGAUGUUUUGGAGUGUGGAAAAGAAGAUUUCCAGUGAUAGGCCUGACGAUGCGCUUAAGCCUAAAUAGAAUCCAUGCAGUUAUCAUAGCAACUGCUGUGUUACACAAUAUAUGUAGAUUGCAUAAACUGGAUGAUAUACCACCAGAAGUGGAAGUUCCUAAUGAAGAAGUGCCCAUAUUAAAUAGUAUAGAAGAACCCAAUAAUACAUGUACGGAAAGGGCAACACUAAUAAUGGAUUUCUUUAACAAUUUAUCUUCUCAUGGCCAGCCAUUUUCUACUGGAUAAACCACAGCCGACCACUGUGCUCUACCUUCCUUAUCCAAAAUGUCGAUUUCAAGUGUAAUUUGCUUACCUAUGAAAUAAAGAUAUUUUGACUUUGACUUUGAAAAUGAUUUUGCCAGAAUGCUGUCUUCUCUGCACAACCACCAAAUUAUGUC